Molecule: messenger RNA, 1414 nt
Organism: Melozone crissalis (California towhee)
Lineage: Eukaryota; Metazoa; Chordata; Aves; Passeriformes; Passerellidae
Gene: PAQR7
Product: progestin and adipoQ receptor family member 7
Exons: 2
Coding region: 347-1369 (340 amino acids)
Biological process (GO): response to steroid hormone
Cellular component (GO): plasma membrane
Molecular function (GO): steroid binding; nuclear steroid receptor activity
Source: RefSeq, a predicted model, not a curated record
CGGGCCUCUCCGACCCGGCCGGGUGGGCAAAGGGCACUGGGAGGGAAAUGCAGCAGCAAAGAGCCCGGUUUGUUUUCCUCUUUGCAUCGGUGCCCCUUGGAUUCAGGCAGGAAUGAGUUACAGCCUAACUUCGAUGGGGAAAUUACAGAGGUUUUUAAAACAAACAGUCCCAUCCCCACCUCCUCCUGUUCCCAAACUUUGAAGAGCUUUUUCCUGUCCCUGAAAUGAGGGCACUUGUCUGGGGGUGAGGCACAGAGCAGCACUGGAGCUGGACCUGAACCAGGUUUUCUUCAGGACUUGUCUGAGCAAGGGCAGAGGUAACCAGGACGCGGAGUUUGGCCUCGCCAUGGCCACGGUGGUGCCGGGGAAGCUGAGCCAGCUCCUGCUCAGCGUGAGGCAGCUGCCGGGGCCGCCGUCGCCGGGCACGGUGAGCAGCGCCGAGGUGCCCGCGGUGUUCUGGAAGCCCUACAUCCACCGCGGCUACCGGCCCGUGCGCCAGACCUGGCGCUAUUACUUCUCCACGCUGUUCCGGCAGCACAACGAGGCCGUGAACGUGUGGUCGCACCUGGCGGCCGCGCUGGCGCUGCUGCUGCGCCUGCUGCGCCUGUGGCAGCGCGUGGACUUCGGGCAGGACGCGCACGCCCGGCCCCUGCUCAUCAUCGUGGCCGCCGCCAUCACCUACCUGACCUUCAGCAGCCUGGCGCACCUGCUGCAGGCCAAGUCCGAGUUCUGGCACUACGGCUUCUUCUUCAUGGACUACGUGGGGGUGGCCGUGUACCAGUACGGCAGCGCCCUGGGCCACUUCUACUACGCCAUCGAGCCGGGCUGGCACCGCCGCGUCCGCGGCUUCUUCCUGCCGCUGGCGGCGGCGCUGGCCUGGCUGUCCUGCGCCGGCUCCUGCUACGCCAAGUUCCGCUUCCACCCGCGCUGCCCGCUGCCCGGGCGCCUGUGCCAGGAGCUGCCCUCGGGGCUGGCCUACCUGCUGGACAUCAGCCCCGUGCUGCACCGCCUCGCCACGGCCGCGCGCCCCGAGCCCGCCCUGCUCUACCACAAGUGCCAGGUGCUCUUCUUCCUCCUGGCCGCCUUCUUCUUCUCCCACCCCUACCCCGAGAAGUGGUUCCCGGGCCGGUGCCACUUCGUGGGGCAGAGCCACCAGAUCUUCCACGUGUUCCUGGUGCUGUGCACGCUGGCGCAGAUCGAGGCCGUGGUGCUGGACUACGAGUCCAGGAGGGAGAUCUACUCCUCCCUGCAGCGGGGCCUGGCUCACGACUUCUCCGCCCUGUUCCUGCUCACCGUCGCCUGCUCCGUCCUCACAGCCGCCUACAUGGCCCGCAGGGUGAGGCACAAGCUGGGCCUCAAGGAGGAGUAAAGGGAAAGUGAGCUCAGCCCAAACCCAGCCCCAAGCCCCCAGAUG